Molecule: messenger RNA, 2283 nt
Organism: Carcharodon carcharias (great white shark)
Lineage: Eukaryota; Metazoa; Chordata; Chondrichthyes; Lamniformes; Lamnidae
Gene: tpo
Product: thyroid peroxidase
Exons: 11
Coding region: 13-2190 (725 amino acids)
Biological process (GO): response to oxidative stress; thyroid hormone generation
Cellular component (GO): membrane
Molecular function (GO): iodide peroxidase activity; heme binding
Source: RefSeq, a predicted model, not a curated record
GCUGCUGAGAUCAUGGAAAUGUCAUUGUAUCUGAUCCAAAAGAAAGUGCACCGGAAAUACAAAAGAUCAACCAAUGCUACCGAUCUCCUUUCACCAGACGUAUUGAAUGCUCUUGCAACCACAUCAGGAUGUUCACCUCAGCUGCAGCCUCUAACUUGCUCCAGCAGUUGUUUGGCCCAAAAAUACAGAUUGAUUAAUGGAACCUGCAACAACAGAAAUAAUCCCAGGUGGGGAACAUCAAAUACUGCUCUUGCACGAUGGCUUCCUCCAGAUUAUGAGGAUGGAUUCAGUCAACCUAAAGGAUGGAAUCCUGGACGCUUGUACAGAGGUUUUAAGUUACCCCUUGUCCGAGAUAUAACCAAUAAAAUUCUACGAACAUCCAAUAAGACAAAUAUGACAGAAGAUCAUCUUUAUUCACACAUCCUAGUUGAAUGGGGUCAAUACAUUGACCAUGAUUUUGCAUUCACGCCUCAGAGCACCAGUCAAGUUACCUUCACAGGAGGAGUAGACUGUAGGAACAUCUGCCAUAAUCUGAAUCCCUGUUUUCCAAUAAAGGUACUUCAAAGUGAUCCCCGCUCAAAAAUAAAUGAGUGCAUCACAUUCUAUCGUUCCUCACCUACAUGUGGAACAGGAGAUCAAGGAACGGCCUUUGAAACUCCAUCAAAUCUGAAUUCUCGACAACAGAUUAACGCAGUAACUUCCUUCAUUGAUGCUUCAACUGUCUAUGGAAGCACUCCAGCCCAUGAGAAAAAGCUAAGGGACCAUUCAAGUAAGGAGGGCCUCCUUCUCACUAACCCAAAAUACAAGGAUGGCAGCCAUGAACUGUUGCCCUUUGUGGAUCAGGCACCAUCUCCAUGUUUUCAAGAGCCUAAUGUUACUCAGAAUGAAAGAAUAGAAUGUUUCCUGGCAGGAGAAAGUCGAGCAAAUGAAGUUCUUACUCUUGCUUCAAUGCACACAAUAUGGAUGCGUGAGCAUAAUCGUUUAGCAAAGGCCUUGCACAGGAUAAACCCUCACUGGACCUCAGAAACCAUAUACCAAGAGGCACGUAAAAUCAUUGGCGCCCUGCAUCAGAUUCUUACAAUGAGAGACUACAUUCCAAAAAUCCUUGGUUCUCAAGUUUCUGAUCAAUUCCUUGGAAAAUAUGAUGGAUAUGAUGAAACACUGAAUCCCACAUUAUCCAAUGUGUUUGCAACUGCAGCUUUCCGUUUUGGUCAUGCAACUAUCAGUCCUAAGAUACAAAGAUUUGAUGAAAAUUAUAAGGAGCAUCCCAAGUACCGAAGUAUAAAUCUGCAAAACACCUUUUUCAGUCCUUGGAGAAUCAUUAAAGAAGGUGGUUUAAACCCCUUGUUCAGGGGGCUGCUGGCAAAACCAGCAAAACUGCAGACAUCGGAUCAAAUGAUGAUUGAAGAACUGACAGAGAAACUAUUUACUCUGACAAAUGCUGUAGCAUUGGAUCUGGCAUCUUUAAAUCUGCAACGAGGGCGAGACCACGGACUUCCUGGAUACAAUGACUGGAGGGAAUUCUGUGAACUGGAAAGAUUAGAAACUAAAGCCAAUUUAAGGAAAGCAAUAUCUGAUUUAGAUUUAGUUGAAAAGAUAAUGGAUCUCUAUGGGCAUCCAAACAAUAUUGACAUCUGGCUUGGUGGUUUGGCAGAAGAUUUUCUCCCUGGAGCCAGAAUUGGCCCAUUAUUUGCCUGCUUAAUUGGAAAACAAAUGAAAGCUUUAAGAGAAGGCGAUAGGUUUUGGUGGGAAAAUCCUGGUGUCUUCACAUCAGCUCAAAGACAUGAGCUUUCCCAACAUUCAUUGUCUCGUGUCAUUUGUGACAAUACCGCAAUCACUGAGGUGCCAUUGGAUGCUUUCCGAUUAGGGCAGUUCCCACAACAUUUUGUACAGUGUGAUCAAGUUCCAGGGUUGAACCUUCAGGCGUGGCAUGAAAAUCCUCAACAAGUUGGAUCGUGUGGGCCUCCACCACCAAUAGAAGAUGGAGCGUUUGUGCUAUGCACCAGCUCUGGACUAUCCAUCAUUUCAUAUGUUUGUCAUCAUGGUUUUCACUUGUUUGGACCAGAGGAAUUGAUCUGCAGUGUCAAGGGAUGGAGCAGUGAUCCACCAGUCUGCAAAGGUGUUGUCAUUGAAAGAGGAGCACACCGUUCAGAUUUCCCUGCCAAUAAAACUACUGCACCUACAUCAUGAAUGAGGAUUGAGUCAAGAAAUCGUAGAUACUGGAAGAUCCUACAUCACCAUGUUAGUGAGAAUAAUGUUAUGAAAUAAACUCAUUUCACUGAA